AUGUCGGAGGCCUGCUGGAAGAAGUGGAUGCCGAGCGCCGAGAGCAGGAUCCGCCGCAUGACCGGGGACAGAGAGAAGACAAGGUCCUUCCAAACCUGCCACUCCUCGCCGCCGCUCCUCCUGGGCACGGCUGCCCGCCGCCUCCUCCGACAUCUCGGUGCCGACGGCACCUGCGCGGCCGAGGCCGAGGCUGCCGCCUCCACGACGGACUUCCUUAUCGCCAACCCGAAGCGCAGGGCGAGGGCUGGCGGCUGCAGGCUCAAGGACUUCGGCGCCGGCAGGAAAUCCAAGUGGCGGCUGCGGCGCGAAGGGUCCUUCCUCGAGCUCCACGAGACGGGCAGGGCCAGGCUCGACUUCUGCCGGCGGCGCCUUCGCCUUGCGAAGGAGGGCUGGAGGCGGGUGCUCAAGGCGGCCAUCAAGAAGUUCAAGGCGCGGCAGCGGCGGUCCCGGCAGGCUCCCCUCCUCCAGAUGAUGCUCCCCAUGCUGUGAUCGAUCGAUCUCGCGCGCUCCCACGAUUUGCUUGUUUUU
Molecule: messenger RNA, 528 nt
Organism: Setaria italica (foxtail millet)
Lineage: Eukaryota; Viridiplantae; Streptophyta; Magnoliopsida; Poales; Poaceae
Exons: 3
Coding region: 1-489 (162 amino acids)
Source: RefSeq, a predicted model, not a curated record